Molecule: messenger RNA, 2216 nt
Organism: Corythoichthys intestinalis (scribbled pipefish)
Lineage: Eukaryota; Metazoa; Chordata; Actinopteri; Syngnathiformes; Syngnathidae
Gene: thpo
Product: thrombopoietin
Exons: 5
Coding region: 299-916 (205 amino acids)
Biological process (GO): cell population proliferation
Cellular component (GO): extracellular region
Molecular function (GO): cytokine activity; hormone activity
Source: RefSeq, a predicted model, not a curated record
AGCUAUCCCAGGAACACCAAAAUCCUGGUGGGUGGCAAAAGUAAACGCAAUAUAAAUGAAAUGCAAGUUUUGCUUCAAAAGAACACAGUAUUGGAUAUGCUGGGAAGCUAGAGCGCAGCCUGCUCUCAGACUAGAUAGCGCUUCCCCCAAAUAACAAGGCUGGAAAUCAAGAGGGAGAAUCCAAAAAGGAAGCACGGCUCCUCUGUAAGAGAUCUCGCUGUGGACACGAAGCUUUUUCUACCUGGUUCGCCUUUUUAAUGGAACAAAUGUGGACUUAUCGAGCGUGGCAAAGAAGGGCAUGGCUUUAAGCAGACUCCUGCUGCUAUGUAUGCUUGCUUCUGAAGUGCGCUACGCUGAGACCAAGCCCAUUGACUUUGUGUGCAGCAGAUCAGCCAGGAGAGCAAUGAAUAUUGGGACAGAGAUGGAGACUGCACUGAACAACUGCAACAGUUCUGCCAUCCUGCCCGCGCCAGUUCAGAUACCCUGCACCGAACUCCACGUAGCAUCUUGGGAAAGAAAAUCACAUCAUGAGAGGAGACAAGACAUCAGCGCAUCCUUGAAGCCUCUUCUUGAGAGUAUCAAGGUUGCAAGGUCACUUGACCAGGCAGAAUGUGGUUCAGUGCUUUUGCAGAAACUGGAGCACAACAUCAACAGCUACCUCCUCAUCCUUACACAUCUUCAAUUGAGUGUAAGAGGCCGUCAAGGACCAGAAGGGGCCAGUGGAGAGCUCAGAACUGUCUUGUGUUCCUCGAAGCACCCUCAGUCUGAGCACAGUCUUGCUGAACUACAGGCGUCUGAUCACAGGCAAACUGGAACGGUUGAUGAUGAGUUUAGAAAGCACUUGUGCUCCUCAGAGACAAGACGAACAUCAGUAAACCCACUUUUCAUUACAUUCGAAUCCUCGAUACACCAGUGACAAACACAACAAGUGCACUCCAUUUUUUCCCCCCAGUUUUUUUUUUCUGAAGGAACCCCAUUACUCAUUGCUUUCAAGAAUGUAACAAUUAUGCACUUGGCCAUUUUGUAAAGUCUAGAUUUUGCACAAAUGCAGAAAAAGAGGGUAAAUGAAUUCAUACAUCCUUCCACUACAUGAAAGACUAUCAAAAGUGAUGCAAUGAGGAGAAAGUAUGAAUUUAUGAAGCAUAACCUCAUAUUUCAUGAACUGAUUAUCUUAAUGUAUUUAAUGGGCAUGCCCUGUGGACAAAUAAGCUUAUUUAACAGCUUACGAGCCCCGUGUUGACAGUCACAUAAAAUAACACUAUUUUCUCCCCAAAAUCCUCUGGGAUUUUACACAGCACUGAUAAUAAAACAAAGAAGCACACACGGUCUAGAUUUGUUUUUGCUCUAGUACUGAUUAUUGGAUUGAUAUCUAACAGACAAUGUGCUAAAUUAGUCUUUAAAACACUGCAUGCAGAACACAGUAUUUGUAAACCUACAAACAUGAGAACGAGUGCUGAUUCUAGUAUGUAUUUCUGCACUUCUGAUUCAUGUGCACACGCUGUUUUUUCUCCCAUGCUAUGAUAACACUGUUGCACACUGUUGCAUUGAAGCCAACACUUGUUCUUUCAUAUUUUGGGGUGUUAAAUCCAAAUCAGACCAUAUAUUUUUUCGUCCUUUGCAAAUUCAAUUUUUCUUUGCAAAUCAAGGUUUAUAUUUCUUGUGCAAAGCAAAAUUAUUGCAAUUUUUUAAAAAUAAAAUUUGGUCCAUAGCCGGUACCUUAAAUCAGCCCAAAAGUAACAAUAUGUAGCAAAAUAAUGUACCAUGUUUGAGGCAACUGCAGACACAGGAAACUGCUGCCCCCGCGACCCGACUUCAGAUAAGCUGUUGAAGAUGGAUGGACGGACGGAUUUGCUGUGCAGCACUGCUGCGAAAAUGGUUUAGUGUCUGGACUAAUACAGUAUGUGAAAAUUGGGUGAAAAUAUAUGAAAAGUCUGAAAAAAAAAUACCACUAAGAAUAUCAUAAAUGCCAGUUGCAUUGAAACUAAAGCAUACUGGUGGAAAAUGAUGGCGAAUUUAAAUCAGUGACCAAAAAGUAUAUCGCAUCAAGCAUCAUUCGUUCAUUCAUCAUCUGAACCUCUUAUCUUCAUGAGGGUCGUAGACCCUAUCCCAGCUAUCAAAGAAUAAAAAAUUUUUUAAAAACUACUGGAAUAGUUUUUUUGUUUUUUUUUUUAAUUGGCCAGUGUAAUGGAUGAAAAACAAGGAUCCAUUGAAAAAUG